Molecule: messenger RNA, 1256 nt
Organism: Pogona vitticeps (central bearded dragon)
Lineage: Eukaryota; Metazoa; Chordata; Lepidosauria; Squamata; Agamidae
Gene: PLEKHJ1
Product: pleckstrin homology domain containing J1
Biological process (GO): endosome organization; receptor recycling; retrograde transport, endosome to Golgi
Cellular component (GO): early endosome; recycling endosome; trans-Golgi network
Source: RefSeq, a predicted model, not a curated record
CGGAAGGGAGAAGCGCUUCCGGUUAGGCGGCGUGAAGAGGGGGAAAGCGCCAUAGAGUGCCGCGGCCAGAGGGGCUAGGAUGCGGUACAACGAGCGGGAGCUGCUCUCGCUCUCCCGGCAGCCGGCGGAGAAGGCGGCCGAGGUCCUCAUGCGGGCCCCGAAGAAGGGCAGCGUGGUGAAGAAGCGCCUGGUGAAGCUGGUGGUCAACUUCCUCUUCUAUUUCCGGACCGACGACGCCGAGCCUAUCGGCGCUUUACUGCUGGAACACUGCAAGAUCAGCCGAGAAAAUGGAAAUGUUUUUUCUAUCAGUUUUCUCGAGGAACCAGAGAGGAAGUACUACUUUGAGUGUGACACAGACGAGCAGUGCCAGGAGUGGAUCGAGGUCCUCCGGCGGGCCAGUUAUGAAUUUAUGAGAAGCAGUUUGAUCUUCUACCGGAACGAGAUCCAGAAGAUGACUGGAAAGGAUCCUUUGGAACAAUACGGCAUCUCGGAGGAAGCUCGCUUCCAGCUGGGCGCGCGGAAGCUGUGAAAACAUGGCCAGAGGUGCUCCGGAUCCAUCGCUGUCUUCAAACCUCCAGCUCGGGGAUUCUUUCUUUCUCUCUCUGACCAAGUGAUUUUACCCAUCAUAUUAUUUUUUAAAUGAACAUACAGGAGGAUCUUUGUAACGUUUAUGUUUUAGUUUUGCUUUCCAUCCAUGGAAAGCAAUGGCUUUUUCAAUUCUGUGGAGCACCACAUCCUCCAUUUUUCCCCCCAUCCGGCGGCGAGCAAACGCUGUUGAAUAUUUCGGCUUACGUAAAAUCAUUCCAAGUCCCCACCCCUGCAUUUUUCCUCCAUUUUCUCUCACUUGGCUUUGCUUUAUUUUUCUCCUUUCGCCGGGGCCUGGCAGAUGAAUGUAUUUUUGAAACCUGCUGUGAAAUUUCUCCAAGGGCAUUUUAAAAAUGAUCGUUAAAACUCCUGGGGGGGAGGGGAUGAAAGAGGCAAGACGCCAAUCCAAAAGGGAUGGGGUUUUGGUUAUUUAGGAAGGUUUUAACGGGAGAGGGUUCAGAGUUUUACCCAUUUACAGCCAAAGGAAAAAGACACACCCUGUUUUCCCUCAUCAUCAUGCUUGUUUCUCCUGGGGCAUGGGCAAUCUGAUACCCCUGUACAUGUGAAAUAGGGAUUGGUUUUCUCAGUGAAAUGUCUCUUGUGUUACUUCUGUUAUAUGUACACUAGUUUUGUGUCCUCCUCAAAAAUAAAACAACCAUGUUUUGUUUCUG